This is a messenger RNA of Glycine soja, 3366 nucleotides long. RefSeq names its product formin-like protein 6. Gene Ontology annotation, biological process: actin cytoskeleton organization; actin nucleation. NCBI's taxonomy places the organism in Eukaryota, Viridiplantae, Streptophyta, Magnoliopsida, Fabales, Fabaceae. Gene Ontology annotation, molecular function: actin filament binding. The record is from RefSeq and is a predicted model, not a curated record. The transcript is spliced from 4 exons. The coding region runs from base 185 to 2872 and encodes 895 amino acids.
UAGAAAGUGUGGCUACUGCUGACGGAAGCUUUGUAGCAUCCAGAUCUUUACAGCCGAAAGAAGUUUCCUCUCUCGCUCUCUCUCUCUCCUUAUUUCGAGGAGAGGAAUUUGCGGGAAAGAAACGAAACCCAGACAUGAAUUGGGUGAAACAAAAGGUAACAAGCCAACCCCACGAUAAUUCGCCAUGAAAGCUCGUCACUUGAGCUUCUUCUACCUCCACAUCAUCGUCUUCACACUCUCCCUAUCCCUACCCAUACAAGUCAACACUGCAAAAGGGAUCAACAACACCAUCACGAAUGAAUCUGGCAAUAAUAGAAGAAUCCUGCACCAGCCAUUGUUCCCGGCGAGUUCCGCUCCCCCGCCAGCAGGCACGGCGUCUCCACCACCGUCUACACCGGUGGUGGAAACUCCUCCCUCUCCGGACGGCGGCAACAACAUCCCCUUCUUCCACGAGUACCCGGCGGGCCCCCCGGCGGAUCAGAACCAACACGCAGCACCGUCGUCCACGGUGAACUCCACAAUCGCAAACCCAACGGCAACACAGCCGACAAAGGGAACAAAAAAAGUAGCAAUCGCGAUCUCAGUGGGAAUUGUGACGCUUGGGAUGCUCUCGGCACUCGCUUUCUUUUUAUACAAACACAGAGCAAAACACCCCGUGGAGACUCAAAAACUCGUGGCUGCUGGAAGUGGGAACAACAAUAACUCAAACAGGAACAGCAACGAGGUUGCAAACACAACCUCGGCACCGUCGAGUUUCCUCUACAUUGGGACCGUGGAGCCCACGGACUCACGAGAUAAUAGAAAUGCUAUUAAGCCCAACAGAUCGCCGUAUCACAAACUCAAGCGAUCCGAUCGCUACCGGCCGAGUCCCGAAUUACAGCCAAUGCCGCCGCUCACUAAGCCUCCCGACGGGAAUUACCCGCCGGCGGUGUCUUCCUCGUCGGACUCCGACGAGGAGAGCCGCGAUACGGCGUUUCAUUCGCCGCAGAACUCGUCCGUCGAUGGAUAUUACACGCCGGCUUCACGGCAUAGCUCUCUGGUUAAUGGUAGUCCUGCGAAGAAAGAAACGAAUUCCACUCCCACACCCGUUGCUGUUCCGUUCUCCAAGAGAACUUCGCCCAAGUCACGCGUUUCGGCACCCUCGCCGGAGAUUAGACACGUCAUCAUACCUUCCAUAAAGCAGCCUCCACCACAGUCGCCGCCGCCACCUAAGCAUUCGAGAAAGCCGAAAUUCUCGGCGCCUCCCCCACCUCCGAAUUUGAAGCGUCUUCAGUCAACAAAAACAACCGACACUGCUUUGCACGUGUCAAGGACUUCACUUAAUCCUCCUCCUCCACCACCUCCUCCUCCGCCACCACCUCCACCGCUGCAGCGAAAAUCAGUGUCUCCGGCGGUUAGUGCUUCCUCUACUACUUGUGCAUCUGUAAAGCGACAAUCUUGGUCACCAAUUCAAUGUAGUGUGACGAAUGUUUCUGAGGAGGUGGAGCAAAGUCAAAGUGUGAGCUCUUCCGAGAGGCAUGAAGCCAAUGACACGGAUGGAGCCAAACCAAAACUGAAAGCUCUGCAUUGGGAUAAAGUGCGUGCGACCUCAGACCGUGCUACUGUGUGGGACCAGAUCAAAUCAAGCUCCUUUCAGUUAAAUGAAGACAUGAUGGAAUCGUUGUUUGGAUGCAAAGCCACAAAUUCUGCACCGAAAGAACCUCCAAGAAAAAAAUCAGUUCUUCCUUUCGUUGAUCAGGAGAACAGGGUGUUAGACCCGAAGAAGUCACAGAACAUAGCUAUUCUUCUCAGGGCUUUGAAUGUGACAAAAGAUGAGGUGUCUGAAGCUCUUUUAGAUGGGAAUCCUGAAGGCUUGGGCACUGAGCUGUUGGAAACCCUAGUAAAGAUGGCUCCUACUAAAGAGGAAGAGAUAAAACUCAAAAACUAUGAUGGUGAUCUCUCAAAACUUGGAUCUGCAGAAAGAUUUCUUAAAGCAGUGCUUGAUAUCCCUUUCGCCUUUAAACGAGUUGAAGCUAUGCUAUAUAGAGCCAACUUUGAUGCAGAAGUUAACUACCUUAGAAAGUCUUUUCAAACCAUGGAGGCUGCAAGUGAGGAAUUAAAGAACAGCCGGUUAUUCCUCAAACUCCUUGAAGCUGUUCUAAGGACAGGAAACAGAAUGAAUGUUGGAACUAACCGAGGGGAUGCUAAAGCUUUCAAAUUGGACACACUUCUAAAACUUGUAGAUAUAAAGGGAACAGAUGGAAAGACCACAUUGCUCCACUUUGUGGUCCAAGAAAUCAUUAGAUCUGAAGGUGCUGGAGCUGAAUCUGCAAAUGAUAAUGUGAAGAUGGAUUCCAAAUUUAAUGAAGAUGAGUUUAAGAAGCAAGGCUUGCAGGUUGUGGCAGGGCUCAGUAGAGAUCUUAGUGAUGUAAAAAAAGCAGCCGGAAUGGAUUCAGAUGUCUUGAGCAGCUAUCUUUCAAAGCUUGAAACAGGGCUUGAUAAAGUGCGAUUGGUUUUCCAAUAUGAAAAGCCAGAUAUGCAAGGCAAUUUCUUUAACUCCACAAAGCUAUUUCUGAAAUAUGCUGAAGAUGAAAUUGUACGGAUUAAAGCAGAUGAGAGAAAAGCCUUGUACCUUGUAAAAGAAGUUACUGAAUACUUUCAUGGGAAUGCAACAAAGGAAGAAGCCCACCCUCUCAGAAUUUUCAUGAUUGUAAGAGACUUUCUGAAUAUCUUGGAUCUAGUGUGCAAAGAAGUGGAAAAGAUGCAUGAUAGAAUUGUUGGUGGUUCUGGCAGAUCUUUCCGAAUACCUCCAAAUGCAUCAUUACCUGUUGUCAACAGGUACAAUCAUCGAAAGCAAGAUAGAAGCUCAGAUGAGGAAAGCUCAUCUCCCUAGUGUUGUGAAUAUGAAAGAAACCAUGGUCUUUCAGAAUAACAGUGAAAGUAAAUGAAUGAAGAAUGUUUUGCAAAUUAGCAUUCCAGGAUUGGAUUCAUUGGGUUUAAUGCCAUUACACUAUUAAUGCUGAAACAAAGUCUUCCAUGAGACUGAACAUCAAACACUGCAUGGUGGGGGUGGGGAUAAGAAAGUGAACUCACUGUUGAACAGAUUUCCUGGUUUACAGAAAUGGGCUGCAAAGGUUCAUAGCAUGCAUCCUCAUCCUACUUCAUAAGAAGAUAUGAAGAAGAAUAAAUAAAAUUUUAAAUGGAAGGUGGAGUGAAUGCAUCAUUUUGUUUCUUCAACUCCAAUACAUAUUCUACAGUCAAAAUAGGUUUUAUUAGGUCAGAGUUCCACACAAUUGUCAUAUUGUAGAACGUUUCGAUUUUACUUAAGAGGCUCUUAUAUGUAUUUUUUAAACCAAUUAUUAAUAAUAAAUAGCAGUUUUGCAACAA